Messenger RNA from Lactuca virosa, 1215 nucleotides. The record is from the annotation of a GenBank genome assembly. NCBI's taxonomy places the organism in Eukaryota, Viridiplantae, Streptophyta, Magnoliopsida, Asterales, Asteraceae.
AUGUCCAAGUCUCUAUCCCGAUAUUGGCAAAAAAAAUGUUCUAGAAAGCAGGGGUUAAUGGCAGUUUUUAGUUUGUUAAUCAAGUAUAUGAAACCUCCAAACCAACAAAACAUGACACAGAGGAAAAUAAUGGAGUUGCAUGACAACUUUAUUGCAUAUGUUACAGAUUGCUUCAUGAAUCAUACAUUAUUUCACAAGGCCCUAAAACAGGCAUUUGAGGUUUUUUGUAAUAAAAUUGUGGUUGGUUGUGUGAUUUUACUGUCACAAUAUCCUGAAAAAGGGGGCAGGGAGAAGUUGAGUGAUGAGGCAAUCGAAGAAACUUGGAUAAGGUAGUUAAGCUCCUUGCUUACAUCAACAAUAAAGACCUAACUGUGACUUCAAAAAGCAAAUAAGUGAAAUGAAAAGGCUCAAUUGCUUGCUACUGUUAUGCCCUUCUCAGCUUAAUUCAUUAAUUUGUGCAGCAAAGUUUCAAUGGUGAGAAGCCAUAAAAAAAAUUGCACAAAAUGUGAAAGGUAUUCUAUAGGAAGAAGGUUAUGAGGAAAACUUAAAAUUUCUACCAACGAGGGUUGAUACAUUGUGAAAGCAGGUAACACAAUUAGAUUUGGAGUGGAGUGGUAUCUUUGCAAAAAAAUAGGAGGACGUCAAGUUGGUAUAGGAUCAUUGAUGAAUUUUUUUUUUGCCCCCCUCGCCGGCUAAAAAUAAGUCGUGCCUAUCACACCAUUAGAUGUCAUGAUUGUUCAAGUGUUGGAAGGAAAGUGGAAUCAUAAAAGGACUAAAUUAUCCAAUAAUAAUUACAAUCUUUUGGUUUGAUUUUUUUUUUUGUACCUAAACAGUAUUGUAUUUUCAAGAUUUUGUGAUUUUUGUAGGUAUUGGGAGAACCCGGGAGUGAAGGAUCAUCAGAAACAUGGAACAAUCUGUCAGCUACAGAUUCUGCUUUUGAAUGUCUUAAUUUCUUAAGCAACUGGUUGUAGUGCAGUCAGAUUCAUACAAAACUGUUGUUGACAGCUGCAACAUGCAUAAAUCAGAGAAGGUCAUUGUCAUCCUUUUCGUCCGUAUUAUAUAAAACGUUAUCAUAGCAUUGUACUUUUGCUUCUUUCUAAUACAACAUUGUACUUCAUCAAACACCUUUGACCCAUGCGGAGCAUGGGUUCACCCUCUAGUGUGUAUAUAUAUAUAUAUAUAUAUAUAUAUAAAAGUGAAUUUGAUUCAAAGCAG